Molecule: messenger RNA, 1240 nt
Organism: Diachasma alloeum
Lineage: Eukaryota; Metazoa; Arthropoda; Insecta; Hymenoptera; Braconidae
Product: histone-lysine N-methyltransferase SETD1B-like
Exons: 2
Coding region: 36-1187 (383 amino acids)
Source: RefSeq, a predicted model, not a curated record
UAGAAAUCGUUACAGUUCGUCAAUUCAUUCAAAAUAUGAAAUUCACCGAGAGAUUUAAGAGAAAUGUGGAGAACGAGACCAUCGAAUCAAUUCUCUCUGCAGAGUCAGAUGACUCUGACAACGAGAGCUCCACUGAUGGUGAGUUGGUAGUUGGGCUGAUAGACCUUUCCGGAACAUCUUCGUCUGAAGUGAAUAGUGAGACAGGUGAUACAACUACUUGGGAUUCAGUUUUCAAUGAAAUACUUGUUCCACAAUCAUCUGGAAGUGGUGGUGGGACAGCGGCUUCGGACACAUCUGAGUCACCAAUGGAGCCUGACUCAACAAUUGAUAUGGAAGAAGUGCACGAUCCAAUGGUCAUUCCGGAGGAUCCACAGAAUACCGCUGAGGUGGCUAUCACGAUCCCCGAGUCACCUGAGAGCCUUGAGUCAGUAGAGGGAGGUUUGGAUGUACCUCCCGAGGUAGCAGAGCAGGAUGAUUCAGCUGUUCCUAUGAUUCACGAUCCAAUAGAGGAGAGUCCAAUCAUGUCUGGUGUUUCAGACUCUCCAGAGAGCCCAGAGCCAGCUGAGAGAGGACCAACUCUGCCUAUUAUUCCAGACUCACCGGAGAGCCCGGAGCCAGCAGAGAAAGGCCCAGCAGUGCCUACUAUCCCGGACUCGUCAGAGAGUCCAGAGCCAGCAGAGAAGGGUUCACUUGAUAUCUCAAACCCUCCAGAGGUUGACACGCUGGAGAAAAACUCACCCAUCAUUCCAGAGAGCUCUGAGUCAGUGGAAAAAGACUCACCUGUCAUCCCAGAGAUACUCGAGAACUCAGAAUCUGGAGAAACAUCAGAGACUCUUGCACCGGGAGUGGAACCAGUUGUGAUUCCAGAGGAUCCUGGGACUGCACAACCAGGCUCAGCUCCAAAGUGCACUACAGGAUCGGAUGAUGACUCAGACGAUGAUGAUGAACUGGUGAAAAUUUUCGUGCCUAAAGAAUGGGGUGAGGAGCUGUCUGAGAAGGCAUUGAAGAAAAAGCUGAGAGGAGUUAUCAACAGACAUUUCAAAGUUGGUGGCACUUUCGUCACGAUUGGUGAUGUACGAGCUAAAUUAUGGUUUUGUCCUCACGGCCACGUCUACUUUCGUCCAAUGAGCCAUUUCAAGUUUCCUGAGAGAUUGCCUGCCAACAUCGAAAUUCGUCACAAGUUGUAAACGAUUCUGACAUUCCAAGAGGGGAAAAAAAAACUGCUUUUGCUGUAUGACGA